AUGGCUACCCAGUGGACAAACAGGGAACAACAGCUGUCCUUGGCUGGAUUCGACCAAGUGCUAUGGCUAUUUGGGCCUGAAGAAUUUGUUACUGAAGCAGGCGCGAAUAACUUUUUCGUUGUCUGGAAAACGAAACAAGGUGAUAUUGAACUCCUUACUGCGGGUCUGGACAAUGGCACAACAUUAGAAGGCGUGACUCGCUAUACUGUCUUGGAUUUGGUACGAUCCAAUCGUAGCGAACAGUCUCUGUGGCAAUAUAAUGGGGAAUCCCUUCCUCCUUUAACAGUAGUCGAAAGAGACUUCUCUAUAAAUGAGAUGCAAGAUGCAGUGGAGGAAGGCCGACUGAUUUAG
Trichoderma asperellum CBS 433.97 is the source of this 351-nucleotide messenger RNA. The record is from RefSeq and is a predicted model, not a curated record. NCBI's taxonomy places the organism in Eukaryota, Fungi, Ascomycota, Sordariomycetes, Hypocreales, Hypocreaceae.